AUGCUAAUGCCACGAGUCCUGGCAAAGGCCACACGGCCUUUCUUCCCCGGUACUCGCAAUCUCAACACCAUCUCGAACUUCACAACUACAAAACUUGCGUCCGCUGGAGGACCGUUCUCUCAACUGCCUGAAUUCACACCUUUGCAAGACAGCAUCCUGGUUUCGCUGCCGUCAUCCUGCAUACUACACACCCGAACUGACCAAGUAUGUGCUCUCUCGUUCGAUGCCAAGUCCAAACUUCAACAACAACCUCUGUAUUUGAACGCUAGUGAAAAAUCGCCUCACUUUUGCCAGCUCUCUACGGGCGACGAGCCUGUCAACGCCAUGCUCGUGUCUAGCACGCCAAUGUCGAACGUCUUGAUUCUCAAUCUCGACGACUACCGUGACGGAUGGCAUCUCACCGAUCCACAGGCCAGCGUUUUAUGCUACAGUGGGAAUCUUGAAUUCCAAACGGACAACCAAUUGAUCGGCCGUGGUACUGUGGCCAUCUCUGGUGAGGGACCCGUAUAUCAGAUGCAGCUUGGUGAGAACGAAUCUGCCAUCGUUAACCCGGGAGCCAUUUUGGGUUACAGUAAUAAGGUUUCAGUGAGCAAUGCAGGGUUUUCGUCGCAAGCCUUAGUACCCAUUCCUAUAAGAGCGUGCUUCUCGCGUUAUGCUGGCCGGUACCUCGAGAAACUGGAUUUACUUCGGCACAAGUUGCUGAACCAGGGAAAAGUGUAUACCGAGGUUAAGGGUCCCGGAACCGUGCUUUUGCAGACCUCGUUUGUACCAGGCCCCAAGUCGUACAAUUACUCGGACCAGGAGCUUUUGCAGGCAUUCAAGUGA
Molecule: messenger RNA, 825 nt
Organism: Lachancea meyersii CBS 8951
Lineage: Eukaryota; Fungi; Ascomycota; Saccharomycetes; Saccharomycetales; Saccharomycetaceae
Source: the annotation of a GenBank genome assembly